Molecule: messenger RNA, 1010 nt
Organism: Papilio xuthus (Asian swallowtail)
Lineage: Eukaryota; Metazoa; Arthropoda; Insecta; Lepidoptera; Papilionidae
Source: RefSeq, a predicted model, not a curated record
CGAGAAUUCACCUCCGACCUGUCGCACCAACAUCGCCAUGCAACUGAUACUCAUCGCCACCCUGAUCGGCUUCGCCGCCUCAGCGUUCGCGCCAACUUACGAGUCCAAUAGGCCUCAGGCGUCGUUAGAGAAGAAUGCCCGCAUUCUAGCUUACGACGCGGACGUCAAGGAAGAUUCCUACAGAUUCAGCUAUGAAACUGAGAAUGGAAUUAAAGCUGAAGAACAGGGACAGGAGGUCGAGGGUAUUGAAGCUCAAGGUGGUUUUCAAUACACCGGUGAUGACGGCCAGGUGUACGCAAUCAGCUACUCAGCCGGUCAAGCUGGCUUCCAGCCCCAGGGCGCGCAUCUGCCUACCGCUCCCCCCACUCCUGAGGCCAUCCUCAAGGCUCUAGCACAGAAUGCCGCUGAUGAGGCCGCUGGUAUUAUUGAUGAUGGUCAAUACAACCCGGGUAAAUACGGUGGUGGCCAGCAACAACAGUACCGCGCUCAGAACACCGGAUUCCGACAGGCCUACAAAUUCUAAGCUUAGCAAUUGCCAGUAUUAAGUUAUCAUCGAUAUUAAAGGAGUUUUUAUUCGAAAUUUAGAGCGACCAAUUAUUACUGGUUGUAAAGAAAAUCCGUAUUUGAGAAUACAAUGAUUCUUAUUUCUUAAAUGAAUUAAGAAAUUGUUUCCUUUAAGACUUCAAUUAUUAUUUUCAAUAGAUAAUUUAAAAUUAAUUUUACAUUUUCUAUUGACUUUAAUUUUUCAAAUCCAUAUUUUGUCUUUUUUUAUUGACUAAAACUUGAUCUAUUUUGUACGUCUUUGAAAAUGCUCGCUCUAUAUUUUUUGAGUGAAAAUUUCUUUAUAAUAACAAUCUUCUCUGCCUUACUAGUAUCUAAGAAAGCGUGCGUGAUCAUAUUAUAGUGUUUAAUAUUGGAUAAAAAUGUAUUACCAUAGUCAUAUCGAUUACCAGUGAGAAAAUGAGGCGAUUAUUUAUUCUAUGAAUAAAAUCUUUUUUUAUAAUUUCGUA